Messenger RNA from Prunus dulcis (almond), 872 nucleotides. RefSeq lists its product as uncharacterized. Bases 213 to 677 code for a protein of 154 amino acids. The record is from RefSeq and is a predicted model, not a curated record. Lineage: Eukaryota; Viridiplantae; Streptophyta; Magnoliopsida; Rosales; Rosaceae. The transcript is spliced from 7 exons.
UUUUACAGGUCGCCGCUGUCUAUUUUCUCUCUCUACCCCCUCUCUCUCAAACAGUCAAAGCGUCUUUGACAUCUCCAAAACUUCAAAAUUCAAAAUUUAACUUGUUUUUCUCUCUCUCUCUCUCUGCUGUUCCUCCCUCCCAUCCCACGGAAUCUCCCACUGAAACUCCAAAACCCCAAAAUUCAAACUCAAGAAAUCGUUGCUGAUCUCAAAUGGCCGUCAACUCUUCUGAUUUUUCAACCCCGCCUCUCCCUGCCACUCCUCUUCCACUCUCAUCCACGAAGGAGAAUCUGAUCCCCUUUGGCUCCAAAAUUGCGGAAUUGAAUGAAUCGAGGUCUGAGCUGCUUGGCAGAAUUCAAGGGUUGAAGCAGGAUUUGCAAAGUUGGAGGUCAAAAUUGGACAUUCAAGUUAAGGUCUAUCGCGAUGAGCUUUCGGAACUUAAGAAAUCACUCAACACUGAAGUGGAUCAGCUUCGAUCAGAAUUCCAAGAACUGAGGACCACUCUUCAGCAGCAGCAAGAAGAUGUUACUACUAGUCUUAGAAACUUGGGGCUGCAGGAUGUCUCAGGAGAUAAAAAAGAAGGCCAAGAGACCCAAGAUACUGUGGUUGAAGAAAAUGGUGACAAAGAAUCAAAUGUUUCAACUAAGGAGUUUGGGACUAAAGAAGCUGAAAGCUAGAUAGGCUUUACCCUGGAGCAUGCAUGGCUUAUGUUUAUUCCUGAAGGGAAAGAAAUCUAUGGGGUUGAUAUGUUGGUUUAGUUAGAACUUGCCACAACCUUCUUGUUGUCUUGCAAUAGUGAUGAACUCUCUUUCUGAAUCAAAUUAUGUAGAAUUUUGCCCAGUAUUCUCAAUUUAAGCAGCUCUCUCUCUCUC